UUCAAAAUGGCUGAAGGAUGACAACACGGUGUAAUCAAUUGAAGGAACAAUUGAAUGUUACGAAAAUAAAUUUGGAGGGAAAAUGUCUCAUAUUCAGUAUGUCGAUGAGUUGGUCAAGGAGUAUUUAUUAUUUCGAGGAUUUAGUCAAACUCUGAAAGCCUUCGACAACGAUUUAAAGACCGAGAAAGAAAAAGGUUUCAGGGUUGAUAAAAUAGUUGAUCAACUGAUGCAAUAUAUAUUCACAUAUGAUUUAACAUCUCUGAGAGAAUUAUGGGGACACUUGGACAUUAGAUUGUUCUCUCGUUUAGAGAAUCACUUUACUCCAGCGAUAAGAAAAUUAGAGAAUGCUGUAUUAAAAAUGUAUCUGGUUAAUGCGGCUGUAAAUAAUAAAUUAGAUCGUAUUCAAGAAUUUUUUUCUAAAAUGGCACCAGAAUUGCAAGGACAUUCAGAAUGGAAAGAAUGGUUUGCAUUACCAUUUAUUAAAAAUCCAGAAGAAAAUCCAAUUUAUUCGGCACAUUUUAGUAGACAAUGGCAAGAUACUAUGGUGGUUUCUUUACACAAUUUUCUUGCUACUAUCUUUCAAUGUAUGCCACAACCAACAUUAUUAACGAUAGAUGAAGAUACUAAUAAGUUAAAACGUUUGCAAGAAGAGAACGAAGCGUUGAGACAAAAAUUAAAUGAACCUAUUAAAGUAGAAACAAUUUCCGAUGUAAAUCCAGGACCAGUACCGCAAUAUCCGUCAAUGGAUGAUGUUAUGGAUGAUUUUUACAUCAUUGCUCAAGAAUCUCCUUUAAUGGAAAAUCCUAAAACACUGAGAAGUUUAAUAAAAAAUAUAGGAGGCGGUUCUAGUCCAAUUUUAAAUAGAAAAUCUGCAACAAAUGUUAAAAAACAUACAGAACCUGAUAUGACGUCUACGAAAAGAACGAACACCAAAGGAAGAUUGAAUUCAGUUGCAAAAACUGAAGUAGUUGCUAAAAGGAGCAUAAGUUGUGAUUCUCGAUUAACUAGUACUAGAAAAAGGGAUUCAUCUAUAGAUACUACUGUUGAAAGAAAAACUAAAGAGAAGAUGGAGUCAACUUACAUUCUAUUAAGUCAGGAGGAAUAUACAGAACAUAAAGCAUCUAUUAUUCAAUGUAAAAGCAAUGCGAGUGGUUCGUACGUGGCAACGGGUGAUAUCGAUGGUGUUAUCAAAGUAUGGACACCAAUUCCGUCACCAAAAACCGUCACGACAUUCUCCUCACCUGUGGCAAACACGAAUAAAGCUAUAACUGCAUUAGAUUGGAUAGCAAAAAAUGAACGUUACUUUUUACAUGGUGAUAAUAAUGGUAUCAUUCAGUUACACGAUACACGUGAUUGUAAAACACUUUGGGAAAUACAACACGAAGGAUCAAAGAUUAUAACAUUACUUUGCAAUCCAACUGAUUCUACAUUCGUAUGCUCGGUGACUGAUUUUACGGAAAGUAAAUUACUUUUAUAUGACAUUAAAUCGAUGAAAUUAGAAAGAAUUUUACCUACAGAACAAGAUGUAAUAGCUUUGUGUUCAGCGUUUAAUCAUAAUGGACAAUUGUUGAUCACAGGAAUGUCUAAUGGCAAUGUAUUGAUACACGAUUUUAGACAAAAUGAAAUAAUCAGUAAUUUCAGUUCUCAUUCAAGUGCAGUCAUCGAUAUUGAAUUGAUUAAUGACUUUAAUAAUUUUUGUACACGAACCCAAGAUGGAAAAUUGUGUCAAAGAAGUUUAAAUCAUUCAGGAAAGAUAUUAUGGGAGAGUAAAAUUAAAAUAGAAAACAACGCUUAUCAUGGAAAAUUAUUUACCUUCGAUCAAAGUGGAAAUUAUAUGUUACUUUGUACACAAAACGGUGGUAAUAUAUACAAAACACCACCUAGUAUGCAAACAAAAGUUUUAGAACUUGGUGGACAUAAAGGAACAUUGUGUUGCGACUGGUCUAGUGCUAAUCAAUCUGGAACAUGUAUUACCGGUGGUGCGGAAGGAAAAGCAAGAGUAUCGACAUUAUUAUCACCAUGAUACAAAAAUAAAAUUAGCAUAUGUGUAAAUUCGUGAGCGCGGAUUAAUUGAAAAAGAAAAAAGUUAGCAGAAGAGAGCAAUUAUGUAGAUAUUGAUUUUGUUUAUAUGUAAUUUAUUCCUUACUAAUUUUAAAUCUAAUAAUAGUAUUAAAAUAUAGAAAUAACUAUAAUAUAUCAUAAAUAUAGACAAUAUUAGUAGGAAAGUCAAAUUAUUUUAUAAAAAGUACAAUUCAAUACCAAUGUAUCAUUUUCCUAUAUAACAUCUAAUAAUAUUUAAUAGUAUUUUAUUUUUUAAAACAUAAUUAACUUACUAAUUAGUAGGAUGAUGAAAUUUAUAGAAAAUGACUUAUUAAUAAUAUAAAAAUGUAAAAUGUGAUCUUAUAUAAGUUUAGUGUUAAUAGAAAACCAAAAAAAAAAAGGAAAAAAAAAAACAUAAUAUGUACAGAAAACAAAUGUCAAAGUCAAUAAAUGCAAGUCAAUUUUAA
Polistes dominula (European paper wasp) is the source of this 2507-nucleotide messenger RNA. Its product is annotated as WD repeat-containing protein 91. Gene Ontology annotation, cellular component: late endosome membrane; early endosome membrane. Gene Ontology annotation, biological process: early endosome to late endosome transport; negative regulation of phosphatidylinositol 3-kinase/protein kinase B signal transduction. Gene Ontology annotation, molecular function: protein binding; phosphatidylinositol 3-kinase inhibitor activity. Lineage: Eukaryota; Metazoa; Arthropoda; Insecta; Hymenoptera; Vespidae. The record is from RefSeq and is a predicted model, not a curated record.